Messenger RNA from Helobdella robusta, 618 nucleotides. RefSeq lists its product as hypothetical. The transcript has 6 exons. NCBI's taxonomy places the organism in Eukaryota, Metazoa, Annelida, Clitellata, Rhynchobdellida, Glossiphoniidae. The record is from RefSeq and is a predicted model, not a curated record. The coding region runs from base 1 to 618 and encodes 205 amino acids.
AUGACUGACAUACUUAUUGUCCCACGCAAGGAAACGCUGACGAAAACUAGACCAAUGUGCAGGCAUUCUGAGCAUGAGAGACAAAGACACGUACAGAAAAAAACUCAACAAAUAAGAGAAAGACGGCCCGUCACAGUAAUUCAUCACUACUGGAAUGCAAAUAAUUUUUCACGAAAGUACAGACUAGAUGCAGCGUCAAACAAAAGAGGAGAGGUCUAUUGGGUUUAUAAGACAGAGGUCUAUUGGGUUUAUAAGACAGAGGUCUAUUGGGUUUAUAAGACAGAGGUCUAUUGGGUCUAUAAGACAGAGUUCAAUAUUGGCUCCUUCGUUAAAGUUAAGUCCCCGUCAAAGUUGGCCCCCCUCUCGUCAAAGUUAGCCUCCCCGUCAAAGUUGUCUGGAUCCGCCCUUACGUAUGUCUGUCGGAAGUUUGGCUACAAGCUCUCAGAACUGUCCAAUGUUCCACCAGAAGCGUUAUCUGAGUACCUCUUUUCAGCGACUUUUGUUAGAAUAGCAAAAACUGCUACAACUGCUAUGGUUAUGAAUAGGCUAUAUUUGACCACAUCCAUUCCUAUUGGACAUGAUGAUCCGGUCAUAACAUUAAUAAAUUUGAUAAUUUAG